AUACAGUGUUAUACAAGAAAUGUCCGAGGGUAGUGGUGUAACAAGACUCACUGUUACAGAUGAGUCUGUUUUGCGAAACGAGCAAGUCCAAAGGCCGAAAUUUCACUUGGUCAAAAAGAAACUGAUACCGCCGAAACCCAAAACGAAAAUAAUCAAAAGAUAUUUCACCUCCGCUGCUCAUGUCAAUGAAGAAAACCAGAGGAACUUCAAAAAAGAGCCCAGCCCUUUCAGCUAUCCAAAUGAUUUGGAAAUGUUUGCCCACAAGGUCAUGACCAAGGCUUGGAGGGCCGAGGUCAUCAAAAACGAGUUAAACAAGAAAGCUAUCGAAAGGACCAACUACACGUCCAGGCAAAAUGAAGAUUUGCUCAACAGAUUAUACGUAAAGGAGCCUGUGGUAACCAACAUGAAAACUAUAGUUGAUGUAGACCCGGAGUAUUUUAAAGCGGUAGAGGGCAGACCUUACAAGGAAAAGUUCAACUAUCUGAGAUACAAAAACGUGAUGAGAGACCUGUUGAAAAUGAAGAUAAUGAUAGGAUACCGCGAAGACGACAUAAUGCUUAUCGAAGACAACAUCAAGACGGAAAAGAAGAUAAUCGAAGAUCUUAAAGAAAGAUACCAGGAGUACGUGAAUGUCUUCGAAGAGUUCCUUUUUCGAGAUCACACCGCUUCCAUGAAUCUGCUGCACGAAGCUGACUUGGUUUCGAAGCUGUGCAACCAAAAGUACGAGGAGUUCAAAGCGAUGGCAAAGGAGUAUUCGGGGUUGAGAUCGGUGCUAUACGGGUUGGAGGAAAAAUGGCGCAACUGCCAAAUGUAUCAGAAGUUUUUGUACCUAAUUAGCCCUAUAAGUUGGCGGAGAGAAAACGAUCCCAAUUUAAAUAAAGAUAAGGAGUUCAUUACAGUCGAUGCGGUCAAGGAAAUUUACAACAAAUACAAUACCACUGAGGAUAAGACUCUUGAUGAGCUUAUGGAUGGGUUCAUGAAGGAAUACGAAACUUUAGAGGCACCAAAACUGUACUUUACAGACCCAUAUCAGUUGAUGGAGAUAUUUUUGUUCAUGGAAAUGCAGAACUUGAAUUCCUUGUUGCAUUCUGAAGAGUUGGCUGAGCCCAUAGAGGUCGUAAAGGCCAGCAUGGAAAAGGCAAGGAUAGAAUUCGACUCGGAGAUACAGACAUUGGAAGAGUCCAUCGACAAAUUAGAAGGAGGAAUAUUGUGGGAAGAGGAGAGAGCCAAGUACCUGGAAGAGUUAGCGCAUGAGUUGAUAAACGGACCUUUCAAGGACUUGCUUAUAAAUGAAAGCCUUCUAGACCUUCAUGUGUACGUUGAAGACGUUUACGAAACCAGGAUAGCGCAGAACGAUGCUAACCUUAGUAUGGGUGAAAUGAUUCAAGCUAUUGUCAAUAGAUACAGAGACGAGUUGUUGCAGUUGGAUAAACUGCCAGUGGAGCAGGUAGCCAAGUUGGAAGGCAAUGCAUACAUGGAACAAAUAAAGAUUCUUAAACUAGCUGAGGAUGCCAAAAAGCAGUAUCAGUCUUUGGAGCGCCUGACAUUGAGCAUUGAAAAAGCGUUCGAGCCUCCAUUUAGAAAAACUGGAAGACAAAUAAAAAAUCGGUCUCCGCCCCUGAACCCCCCAAAACCACUGCCACCUCCGCCAAGAGUACUGACAGAAGCAGAAACCGAUUUCUUAACGUUUUUCACCGAUUAUUGCGAGUUUUCAGACGAUGUAAGAAACUAUGGUAUAAACCCCGAACAAGUGCUCGAGGAAGUGGCAGAACAAGUUAAUAAUUAA
Brassicogethes aeneus is the source of this 1786-nucleotide messenger RNA. Lineage: Eukaryota; Metazoa; Arthropoda; Insecta; Coleoptera; Nitidulidae. The record is from the annotation of a GenBank genome assembly.